Monosiga brevicollis MX1 is the source of this 813-nucleotide messenger RNA. RefSeq lists its product as uncharacterized. The record is from RefSeq and is a predicted model, not a curated record. The coding region runs from base 1 to 813 and encodes 270 amino acids. The transcript has 4 exons. Lineage: Eukaryota; Choanoflagellata; Craspedida; Salpingoecidae.
AUGGCACUGGUACUGAGCCUCUUGGUAUUCCGGCUUCUCCGCAUGCCGUCGGGCAUUCGUGGCGCACAGACACCACCGCUUCCCUCCCACUAUCGAUCCUCGAGCCCACCUCCCACGGCACCGCCCCAUCAUCACCACCAUCUGCACCACCACCGAGGCUCACCCCGUAGCAGCCACUCUGGCAACAGCCAGGUCGUCCUGUCGCGCAACGAAGGCUACGUUGCCGUGGAUCCAGGUUCAGCCUCCAACACAGACACGGAGAGCGAUAUUGAGACGGAGGUUGUUGUCAUGGAGCCCUUGGCCCCGCUGGAGAUUAACAACAUUGCCGAUGUCUUGCGUCUGCCCCACAUCCAUGAGCUAGCCCUCGCGUACAUGUGUCUCAAUGCCCUUCGAAUGUUUCGGGGCCGGCGCGUGUUGGCUUGUCACUUUGCACUGGCGCUGUCAGCUGUGGCAACCCUCUUGCUCUACUUGACACAGCAGUGGAUAGUGCUGGCUUGUUUCUUCUUGAUCAUCAUGGGUGGUGGGAGCGGCGGUACCGAUGUUAUCCUCUCCACGUCAAUGGCCAUCGACUUGGGGCGGGAAGCGAAUUGCAUUACGCUUGUGGCAGGCUACAUUGGGGGCAUGGGCGCGCUUGGCGCCAUGUUACAGGCGCCCGUUGUCUCGCUUUGUCUGUAUUUGGGCGGCAAGUCGGGCGUGCUGUGGGCCAUGAUUUUGCUCACGGUUGCUGCAAGUGCCUCGGUCUCGCGGGCGCGAGCCUUGGACACCAAGCGCAGUCUCAGCGUGUCGCAAUUGUCUGCCAAGGCUGCGCAGUAG